ACACCAGUCACACUUUCGCAAUUUCUUAAUACCGAGAUGGAAAUUCGAAUUUAUGUUAAUGUACUUGAAUUAUUUAUAUUCUUUGUAACAAAUGGAUAUUGUGUGUAUCAAAGUGAUGUACGCAGUACAUCGACGGUUUCUGUUCGGUUGGUUACAUUGACAACUGCUUCUAUUCGGCAGAGUACAUCUCCGAAGCCAUCUACUAUUUUCAGACGGAUCAAUAUCGAUCGUAGUAUUUAUUAUAAUCGGUCAACAGAUAUGGAAUUGCUUCAGUUAGGAGAUACUAGACGCCGCAACUCGAGAAGGCGAUCACAAAAUUCAGAAAUUUGGAACUGGGAAAAAUGGUGCCUCUUGCAGAAGCAGAAAGGCAAAUGUGACGAGAAGCUGAAGAGGUAUUACUAUGAUGUGCGUCUAGGUGUAUGUUUAUCUUUUGACUACAGUGGUUGCAAUCAAAACAAAAACAAUUUCGAAUCUAAACAAAAAUGUGAACGCUUCUGUAAAGGUAUUAGGCAUUCGACUAAUCUAGAAAUGGAUCGAGAACUAAAGUGCACUUUGCAGCCAGAUAUUGGAAAAUGUUUAGGUUUUCAAGAGAGGUAUUACUAUGAUUUAAAUAAAGAUUACUGUCGAAAAUUCAUCUACGGUGGCUGUGGUACUGGAAUCAACAGUUUCAAAACAAAAUACAACUGUAUGAAGACCUGUUCAAAUGAGAGAGUGUAGUAAAGGGCUGCAAUUAUAAAAUAAUAUAGAG
This is a messenger RNA of Leptidea sinapis, 748 nucleotides long. Its product is annotated as actinia tenebrosa protease inhibitors-like. Gene Ontology annotation, molecular function: serine-type endopeptidase inhibitor activity. The transcript is spliced from 5 exons. Bases 37 to 717 code for a protein of 226 amino acids. Lineage: Eukaryota; Metazoa; Arthropoda; Insecta; Lepidoptera; Pieridae. The record is from RefSeq and is a predicted model, not a curated record.